This is a messenger RNA of Parastagonospora nodorum SN15, 546 nucleotides long. RefSeq lists its product as hypothetical. The transcript is spliced from 2 exons. NCBI's taxonomy places the organism in Eukaryota, Fungi, Ascomycota, Dothideomycetes, Pleosporales, Phaeosphaeriaceae. The record is from RefSeq and is a predicted model, not a curated record. Bases 1 to 546 code for a protein of 181 amino acids.
AUGUCCUCCAACCGCCCCUCUCCAUUCUCUCAAAACCAGGAUGUCGAACCGCUACAUCAUCCCCGAUCUCUCCUACCCACACUACCGCAUCCACAAGACAACAUGAAUACGUCACGCAGAUGGAUCGAACGCCAAAACUUUUCUAAUCGAUACUCAAUUCUCUUCCGCCUCAGAGUUGACCAUGUUAGGCAGAGUGUUACCAACCGAGGUAGUGCAGACAAGUACACCUUCGUCAUGUCGCGCGAGUGGGCUGAUAGCGCAGACGUGUUUCUCGUCGAUGACGCAAGGACGAAGAUCUGGCUGAGGAUUUACGACGCAGGUCGGGCUGGGAUGUUUGAGCCGAAGAGCGUGUUGGAGCCGGGGGUCGGGGAUGAAGAAGCUCGUCUGGGAUACCAUGUGGACUUUGCUACCCCGCAGGUCAAUCUCGCGGAUACAUUGCUGCGAUGGCAGAACCUAGAUGCGUUCAAUGGCAUUCCGGUACCGAGGAGGGGAUUCAGGAUCAGUUCGAUCGAUGGGAGGGUAGUAACCAUGAAGCGGAAGCGGUAG